This is a messenger RNA of Pyricularia grisea, 831 nucleotides long. RefSeq lists its product as uncharacterized. Gene Ontology annotation, cellular component: membrane. The record is from RefSeq and is a predicted model, not a curated record. The transcript is spliced from 3 exons. The coding region runs from base 204 to 494 and encodes 96 amino acids. Lineage: Eukaryota; Fungi; Ascomycota; Sordariomycetes; Magnaporthales; Pyriculariaceae.
CAUACGAGAGCUAAUUUGCUUAGUGUGUAGUAAAUAAGAUAGAAUAAGGUAUUCAUCCAUUUCUCCCAGCAAGUUCUGUCAUCGCAGUUCUUACUUGCUUUGUUCAACUUUUGCCAAAAAGACAGACGAAAAUACAACUGAGUCGCGUCCGAAAAACAACCCAAAAACCAAAAGCAAAACAAUACAUACGACCAAUAGUCAACAUGGGUGCCGCUUCAGCAAUCUUGAUGGUGAUAAUCACCAUCAUCUUCCCACCUCUCGGAGUCUGGAUGGUAGCCGGCUGCGGCGCCGACCUUUUGGUCAACAUCUGCCUGACAAUUCUAGGGUACAUCCCCGGUCACCUGCACGCCUUUUAUCUCGAGUACGUCUACUACGACCGCCGCGAGCAGGCGAGGGAGGGCCGCUUCCAAGCAGGUCGCGCGCCGGGCAUCUACAGCGAGAAUGUGCAGUCGGGCGGCGGCGGCUACGGAACCAUCGUCGAGCCUACUCGUUGAAAUGGGCCCAUGCGCCACCAUUAGGUUUAGGAUGCGGCCGGAGCAAUGAUGCUACCGGGUGUUCACGUUCAGGAUGUGUUGUGGCUAGGAUUUUUGGGCCAAAAGAAAAUUAGAAUGGACAAAGAUCAUUGGGUUUAGUUGGCACAGAAACUUAGAACUGUUGGACGCUGCUCGAUUCGGAAUUGCACGGUAUCAAUUUGUUGGUCCUUGGCGAUGGAAACAAAUCUUAGUCUGAACGUUGAUUUUGACAGUUCACGAAUAGGAUAAUUCAUUCUAUUUAGGACUCGGUGUCUCGCUUACAUGUACUUGUCUGAUAACAAUAAAACUGUUAUUUUGC